Molecule: messenger RNA, 1650 nt
Organism: Clonostachys byssicola
Lineage: Eukaryota; Fungi; Ascomycota; Sordariomycetes; Hypocreales; Bionectriaceae
Source: the annotation of a GenBank genome assembly
AUGGCCAGUAAUCAAUACUACAACUACGACCAGCAGCAUCUGCCGCCGCUUCGGAAUCAUCAGUCUCCUUCGCCGUUAUCGAAUUUCGGCCAGCACGACGCGCCCUCGCCGCAAGCGACACCUGCACCGUCCUACCACUCGAACUACCCUCCGCCUGGCGCUGCUCCUUAUUCCAGCAACAGCCAUCAGGAUCUGCCGGCUCGUAGCGCCACGCAAUCGCCGUUCGCUACCGUCUUCGAUGAUAACGCAUACCCUGCAAACUCCAGCUCGAGGCAGGAUUUGAUUUCCACGCCAAAUGACAUGUCGUCCCACCAGCAGGGCUACUACCAGCAGGAUACUGGGUACUUCGGGGCCCAGGCAGAGUCCCCAAACCAAAGCCGAAACCCAGGCUCUACAGAUGCCAUCCUCCUACAGGAUCGACCGAAACAUGAUGCCGAGUCCGGAUUUAACGAUCACAUCUACGAUGCCCCCACUCGAGGGCCUUCCGGCCGUAAGAAGAAGGGAAAGAGAAAGGUGCAGCUGGGCGAAUUAGGCAUGUUUGGAUCCGACAAGAAGAGAAUACCAUUCGUGGUCUAUAUCUUCACCAUCGCGCAGGUAGCCGUUUUUAUUGCAGAGCUUGUCAAGAUGGGCAUGUUAACGGGCACCCCCAUUAUGCUCAAGCCCCAAUUUAACUUUAUGAUCGGGCCAUCGCCGUUUGUGAUGAUCAACAUGGGUGCACGUUACGGCCCCUGUAUGCGCCCUGUUCCCGAGAUCGAGAAUUGGAGGCCGACGGAUGAGGACAUUGCAAAAGGGAACCGGCCCUCCGUAGGCACGCUGGUUAACUUCCCUUGCCCAAAUGCGACAACUUCGGAUAAUAUCUGUCCUUUGUGGGAAGCCUGUGGUUUCAAUGAAGCAGCAAGAGGUCAACCUAAAUGGGGCGAGGUAGUCUCAGAUCUACCAAGGCAGUGGUUCCGUUUCAUCACUCCCAUGUUCAUGCAUGCGGGUAUUAUUCACAUUGCGUUCAACAUGUUGCUUCAGUUGACACUUGCAAGGGAUAUGGAAAAGGCUAUCGGAUCCAUCCGCUUUUUCAUUGUCUACGUUAGUUCUGGCAUCUUUGGGUUCGUCAUGGGAGGCAACUAUGGUCCCCCCGUUGACGCUUCGACUGGUGCGUCUGGCGCUCUCUUCGGAAUCUUGGCCCUGACCCUGCUCGACUUGCUCUACUCCUGGAAGCAGCGAAAGAGUCCAGUGAAGGAUUUGAUGUUUAUUUUGCUCGAUGUCAUCAUCUCCUUCGUUCUUGGCCUGCUGCCUGGUCUGGACAACUUUGCUCACUUGGGAGGUUUCCUUUGCGGUUUGACCCUGGGCAUUUCUGUCCUACACUCGCCCAACUCCCUGAGGCUCAAGAUCGACAAUGAUGCCGCCUACUCAACUGUCCCAGGCGACUCAGAGCAAGAGGCUCAGCCUUUCUUAAAGAACCCAGUCGGCUUCUUCAAGGGAAGAAAGCCACUUUGGUGGGCGUGGUGGCUGAUUCGUGCAGGAGCCUUGGUUCUUGUCAUCGUUGUCUUCAUUGUCCUCAUCAACAACUUCUACACUACCAGGGCUACCUGCAGCUGGUGCAAGUACCUCAGUUGCUUGCCUGUCAACAAUUGGUGUGAUGACUUUAAGUGGCAGUAA